This is a messenger RNA of Phaeoacremonium minimum UCRPA7, 2946 nucleotides long. RefSeq lists its product as hypothetical. The coding region runs from base 1 to 2946 and encodes 981 amino acids. The record is from RefSeq and is a predicted model, not a curated record. Lineage: Eukaryota; Fungi; Ascomycota; Sordariomycetes; Togniniales; Togniniaceae. The transcript is spliced from 6 exons.
AUGGCCUCGCAGACCCAGCUCGGUGCAGGCAAUGCACAAAAGCAAUUAAAGGGUUUCAAGCAUCGAGAUCCUCGAUUCCGUUGGCAGCAUCAGAUCAAUGACAGCAGUCAGAAGCUUCUACUCGAGGUGAAAGAAGCCGCAGUCAAUGUCGCGAUCGAGCAUGGCAGCAGAAUUGCCAGACAUAUACAGACACUAAUUCAAGCAUCGACCUCUUCCAAUACUCCAACAACAGAUGUGGCUAUUGAUGAGCUGCAAGAUUGGAUAAAUCGAUACAAUGCGGCUUGUUCAAACCACAAGAACUCCCAGAUUUAUGUUGGCGUCGCGGGCAGUACCGGUGCUGGGAAGACAUCGAUACUCAACGCACUUCUCGACAUACAGGAUAUCUUGCCUGCAAGCAACGAGGAAGCAUCAAUAUCUGCCGUUUGCUUUGUUGCCUGGAAUGAUGAUGACACAGCCGGCCAUGAUUUCAGAGCUGAGGUUACUUUCAAAGAUCGCGAUUCUUUUGCGAAAGAACUUGAUCUUUUCUUUCUCGAGUUGAAGGAUGCCGGUGAUGGGGAAGAUGACAACGGUAAGAACGACAGUGAUGCUUCCAAUGAAGACGAACAAGAUGAGGAGCAAGUUGCAGCCGACUCAGCCACCGCACGAGGUCUAAGUCAGGUGCCUGCAGAAUCUAUUGAAUGGCUUGAGAAGAUCGAGGACUUAUGCGGACUGACUGAAGAUGAGAUUCUCAAUGAAUCCACUGAGAGUUUGUUGGAUCGCAAUCCGGAGUUCUUGAAGCUGCUUGGGACGACUAAGGUGAUCCACGACUCGGAUGCCAAGGCAUUUGCCACGAAUGUCAGACCUUACCUAGAUGCAUCAAGUGCUGAGCAUUUUGAGGGUGGUCGCGAAUUCGCUGCCUCCCCACUCAUCAAGGAGGUUCGGAUCUACAUGAAAGCAGACAUUCUCCGUAACGGUAUCAUCCUCGUUGAUCUUCCUGGACUUUCUGAUGCUUCCGAGAGCCGCCAGGCGAUAGCUCAGAAAUACUUUUCACAGCUCACACUCACUGUUAUUGUUGCGCCAAUUCGUCGAGGCGCGGAUGAACAAACAGGUUGUGAUCUGAUGUCCGAAAACCAGGAGCUGUCCAUGCAAAUGGAUGGAAAAUUCCACAAGAAAGGUUUCUGUGUCGUUUUGUCGAUGAUGGAUGCUAUCGAGGUCAACGGCUACUUGGCGCAGCACAAACGGGAGGCUAAGAACGAUGAGGAACUCCAAGAAAAGCUGGACAUGCUCGCAAAGUUCACUGAUAACUUGAAGAAUUUGAAUGAGCAACGCAAGAAGGAGCAUCAGAAGUACCGAUCGUUGAAAGCUGCGUGCAAUCGGGCCAACUUGAACGUGGCCAAAGCAAGCAAAUCAGUCCGGAUCCGGGCUCUACAAAACUACAUGCACUUCUGGUGCAUCAGAGCCAGAAAUCGACUUCUUCACAAUCGUAUCCAGAGAGAUUUUGCACGUCGUCAGAAGGCCAUUAUGUCGGCUAAACGAAAAGAUCUAUAUGACGGCACAGUGAACAUCUUCCCUGUGAGUGCUUCGAGCUACUGGGCUAUCCCGUAUGCCAAGAAGCAUGGUCAAGACGCCCCGCUUGGCUUCCCCGAAGUCACAUAUACAGGAAUCCCUGCCCUGAAGGCGUGGCUACAAGAAGCAACCAUGGAGGAACGGAGCAAGCAUCUCGGUACAACGCUCAACACCUUCCUUGGUCUGUUCAAUGGUAUGAAGACUUGGUCUAGUGAUGAAUGGAUCAACCUUCAAGCUCACCUGGACCCGGCCUUCAUCAAGCGUGAAUUGUUAGAUAAACCUCUAAAGGAACUCGAAUCAAAAAUCGACCCGAUAUGGAGGGAUUUGGACAAUAAGAUCAACAAGAUCGACCCAACCGCUGUCAAGAACAAGAAAGCAACGCUCAACAAAUGCUGGAAUAAUUGCGUAGCACAGGUCAAGAGAUGGAAUACAAAAGAUCCGAGGAAGUUGAGGUGCAAAGAGAAGAUUCACUUUCAUUCGUAUGGUGCAAGUCUCAAUCGACAUGGUGGCUCCUUCGUCAGCAAAGGAAAGGGCAACGUCCCAUACCACUGGAAUAUUGAUUUGGCGAGCAUUUUCCUCAAGAUAAUCGUUGAGAAUUGGAAUGCGGCCUUCAACGAAAAAAUCCCAGACCUUGAGGGGCCAGCGCUGACAGCCAUUGAUAAAGUAUGGUUGGCCUUUCUCGAAACACUUCGCAACAGAGCUCAGUUCAGCGUCAAAGAUAUCAUCCCCCUUCUCGAUGGACAGAAGGAUAUUAUGACGGACAUCAAGGACGAGAUUCAAGACAAGCUUGAGGAAGUGUUCAGGGGUAUUAGUCGCAGCGCCUCGAACUCUCAUCCAGACAUUCCACUCUAUAUGCAAUCGCGCUUCAAGCCAGCGUACUUGGAAGCGCUGGAACAUACGAAGAAGGGCCAGUUGAAGGCCAGACAGGCCAUUAUCGAGGCGCAUGCGAAAGAGAAGAGUAGAUCGAUGUACGCCGACGCCUUCACAGAACUUGAGUCAAAGGUUGAAGAUCACAUGGGGGAGCUUCCCGACAAGUUCCGCGACAUUACAGCCUUUGCAAAGAGGCGCAUUGAGAAGCACAUCACGUUGCUGCUCAGCACUGUGGGAACCAACAACAAAUCCUUACACCAGGCGGACGACGACACGAAGAAUUUCAAGGAGCAGUCACGCAGAGCCGUGCGCGGAAUCAUCGCGGAGUGGGAUGUUCUUUGGCGGAUUGGCGCAUUCGACGAGUCGUUCCUGCAGAGCGGCUCCACGAACAUCCCGGAGCAAGUCACUGAUGGAAGCAUUCUCGAGGACGCUGCUGGCAAAGACAAGGAUGGUGCUGAGAAAGACAAGGACGGUGACAGCGAUGUGGAUAUGGAUCUUGAUGGCGAUGAUGAGGAUGAUGACUUGGAGUAG